Messenger RNA from Drosophila grimshawi, 675 nucleotides. RefSeq lists its product as uncharacterized. NCBI's taxonomy places the organism in Eukaryota, Metazoa, Arthropoda, Insecta, Diptera, Drosophilidae. The transcript is spliced from 3 exons. Bases 1 to 675 code for a protein of 224 amino acids. The record is from RefSeq and is a predicted model, not a curated record.
AUGGAACUCAUUCGGUUGCCGUCCCAAGUUCUUAUAGUGCUUAUGAGCUGCAAAUAUGGUAGCUCCUUACUUUAUCCAACAUCAACUUCUCUUGGACUCACGUCAUCCAUUUCCGUGCCUGUCGCUGAAUUUUUCCCGGAACGUCGUAUACUAGUCGAUUGGUGUUUUGCCAUUUCCUACGACUUGCCACACAACUUGAGCUCCUUUUAUAGCAUACCCAUCUGGCCGGGUUUUGCCAACUAUAAAACGAAACGCGAGCUGGCCCGUAAUGAUUAUAAUGAUCGAAAGAUCUAUGAAAAAUAUGGCUACAAUUCAUUGAUUCAAACACAUCCCAAGGAUUUCUCAGCUGGUGAGCUUUAUGCGAGCAUUGAGGACGCAUUGACCUCCUACGGAUUUCACGAUACCUGCCUAUUACGUAGUGUUUGCGAGCUGGCCACGCAUCCAUUUGAUGAUCAUCAUCAGCAUAUAUUAAGCGAUAUAUUGACUUUUAUAUUGAGUCCUACGCAGCACGAUGGAUUUUUAGAAAGUGAGCAAGUCUAUAAAGAGGCCUAUGAGCAGGCAGAGCUUGAUGGCUUCCUGGGAAAAGAUUGCAUUAAAUUGUAUGCGCAUUGCAAACACGAUAUCCUUAGACUUAUUAGUAAUGUAAUUUUCCCACAUGCUAAAGAACUUGAAUAA